CAAUGCGAAUAACUUUUUGAGGAUGAGAAAUGAAACCCAACGGGGAUAAAAUAGACAUAACCUGUUGCAAAUCGUCCGCAACCCUUUGUGCAAUCGAUGUAGAAGAAGAUUCAGGUAAAUUAAACAAUAGUACAUUAGAGCUCCGUCUUUUACGCUCCUCAAUUUCGGCCACAAUCACAUUAAGAUCAGAUGAAUUGUUAUUAGGCAUUGUAUUAGACGUCUUAAACGCUGCCCAUUCCUCCUGAAUUAGUCGUACAUUAUCCUCAACGGUUGUUAAUCUGUCAUUGAUAGCUUUGAAGUGAUUUUCAAUAGUUUGUUUAAUGUCCUGUUGCACCACACUUAGUUGUUUUAUAAUGAUUUCCUCAAUUUUUUCAAUUGAGAUUAUGUUACUAGAAGGCGAGCAUUUAGGACAAAUCCAAGAAGAUUUGUCGUUUAUUAUUUCAGCUAUUUCAGACUCACUCAGUUUUAAACAUUUAAUAUGUGCAUGUUUUUUGCAUGUACCACAUUUUGUAGAAGGAGUCGUAGGGGUGAUAGCAUUCUCACAAAUUAAACAUAGAACUGCCAUAUUAAUAGGAUAACAAGGAAACAAUUCUUCACACCAACGCGGUCCGUCGUGGUGACUGACAGUACUUGACAAACAGACUAGACCAGGGAAGGUAAAACAAAAGAGACAGAGGAUACAGCUAUAUUGUAGCAAAAAGCUAAAGCUAAUUAAUCAAUAAAACCAAGAUAACGUUAUCACGUGAAAGGGCAAAAAAUGCAGAAGCCACGUACAAAAUAGAGAAACCCCUUAACUUACGCAAUCAAAAGGCGACAACAGUGACACAGGGCGUAGAUAAUCCUAAUUUCCAGACACUGUCCAAAAUUCAAGAAAAAACAAGGCACUUUAACCACUAAAAAUUAAUUAAAGAGAGAGUGUCGGUCUUAUCACUGCUAAUACGCUCUAACCUAAAUUUAAAAUUUAUGUUUCGACUCAAAAAAACUCGUGCCUUUGAGGAUUGCUUUCAAUGUUUCUUUCUACCAGUGGGGUGAAUUUUUCACCGAAACACAUGACCACUUUGUCGACGACGGUCACGUGUACAACUAUGUCGACAUGGACGAUCUUUACAACCAGCAAGAGGAUACAUUCAGCAAAUUAUUGCUUUCUGAGUACCUUACUGAUGAAGUUUAUUUGAUUAAGGGACAAAUGCUGCCAAGUUACAUCUUCAAAUAUGCACAGUUCGAUAAGGCGUCGUUGGUUUAUGCCAACACGGUACCACAAUGGAGUCCUUUUCGUAAUGUAUUUAGCGAAUUUGUGAACAGCUUCGUUACUGGGCUGACGCUGAAACCAAAGUCGUACGUGGUUGGUACCGUCGGGGUCGCCACGCUGAAGAACUCCGAGGGUAAAUUGGUGGAGCUUUACUUAGACGUUGUUGGGAGUACAGUACCUGUUCCGAAGUGGAUAUGGUUCACGUUUGAAGGUAGCUUUACGAUUUACGGGUACAAUAACCCAUAUUACGAAGAUUCAGAAGUGGAAGCCGAAUUUAACACCAUGUGUGUAGUCCCUAUUUCCACUGAGAAAUUUAAAGAUAUGUGGGUGGGGAUUUGUGCGGGAGAUCCAUACGUCGAACCGUAGCAGUUUUUAAGGUUAACCACCUCUUGUUGAGAUAUUUUACGAAAUAAAAAUGGAAUUACUACUA
Zophobas morio is the source of this 1679-nucleotide messenger RNA. RefSeq lists its product as uncharacterized. The coding region runs from base 1094 to 1615 and encodes 173 amino acids. The record is from RefSeq and is a predicted model, not a curated record. The transcript has a single exon. NCBI's taxonomy places the organism in Eukaryota, Metazoa, Arthropoda, Insecta, Coleoptera, Tenebrionidae.